GACGGUCCACAGCUCUGAGUCACGUGCAAGUGGGAAGUCGCGUUGACACCGAGCCCGGCCAGACGGAGCCAAGCCGAACGCGGCGCGGGGCUCGGGGACUCGCUGGGCGUGCCGAGCGCGGGCCCCCCGGGGACGCGGGCUGCUCUCCUGGCCUGAGCCCGCCCGCCCGCUGCCCCGCCCCGGCCGCCCGGUCCUUCUCCGCCCGCCUGCCUCCCUAGGACCUCGGGCCACUAGCCGAGGAGGAAGCAUGCUGGCCGUCCGCUGCCUGCUGCUCACCGCCCUGCUGGCCGCGCCCCGGGCGACAGCGGGCCCAGGGAACUGCCCGGUGCUGGAGGGGGGCAAAGAUCUGAUUGUCAGCAGCCCUGGGGCCCGCAUUAACCUGACCUGCCCGGUGGAGAGCACGGAAACCGCGGUUCUCUGGUCGUUCGACAGUCCCUACCCGGUCUUGCCCUACAAUGGACUGACUAUCUCGGGAAAUAAGUUUGUCCUGAAGUCCGUGCUGCCCAACAACGCUGGAAACUAUUCGUGCUACCACAAGAGCAAGCUAGUUGCGACUCUGCAUCUGCUGGUGGAAGCUCCUCCCGAGGAGCCCAAGCUCACCUGCUUCCGGAACAGCCCCAUCAGCAAAGUCAACUGUGAGUGGAGCCCCAGCAGUGCCCCCUCGCCUUCCACCAAGGCCGUGUUAUUGGUGACGAAGCUCCAGAGCCCCCCUGUGAAGAACUACUCCCAGGAGCCGUGCCGGUAUUCUCAGGAGUCCAAGAAGUUUUCCUGCCAGUUGAAGGUCCCAGAGGGGGACAACUCUUACUACAUAGUGUCCCUGUGUGUCGCCAACCAUGUUGGGAGCAAGACCAGCAAACCCCAAGCAUUUCAGGGUUACGAAAUACUGCAACCCGAUCCGCCCUCCAAUAUCAAGGUCACCCUCGUGGACAAAAACCCCCACUGGCUCAGUGUCACCUGGCAAGACCCCCCCUCCUGGAACUCCUUUUUCUACAGGCUGCAGUUUGAGCUCCGAUAUCGGCCUGAAAAGUCAAAGACAUUCACAACCUUGUUGGUCGCGGAUCCUCUCCACCACUGGACCAUCCACGACGCCCUGAGCGGCACGAAGCACGUGGUGCAGCUUCGGGCCCAGGAGGAGUUUGGGCAUGGUCAGUGGAGCCAGUGGAGCCAGGAAGUCACAGGCACCCCCUGGACAGAAUCCAGCAGUCCUCCAGCUGAGACCACGGUGGAGGUGUUCCCCACUGUGCAGGCACUUAAUACAAAUGAAGCCUAUGAAAGCCCUCUCUUUAAUGAAUCUACAAAUGCAACAAGCAUCCCAGUGUCAGCUCCUUCCCUGGUACCACUGUACACCUUCCUGGUGGCUGGAGGAAGCCUGGCUUUUGGAACGUCCCUCUGUGUUGGCAUCAUCCUGAGGUUCAAGAAGCUGUGGAAGCUGCAGGCUCUGAAAGAAGGCGGGGCAAGCAUGCACGCGCCCUACUCCCUGGGUCAGCUGGUCCCCGAGAGGCCCAAGCCCACCCCAGUGCUGGUCCCGCUCAUCUCCCCGCCAGUGUCUCCCAGCAGCCUCGGGUCGGACAACACAUUGAGGCACAGCCAACCAGAUGCCAGGGGCCCCCAGAGCCCUUAUGACAUCAGCAACAGAGAUUACUUCUUCCCCAGAUAGCCGGCCAGUGGCACCGGGCCGGCGGGGGGUGUCAGACCUGCUUAACUGUGUGAGGGACGCGAGCUGGAUUCUCACUGCCAUUCUGGCUCAUCUCAGGUGCGUGGCGCCUCACCGAAGGCUCCACGCGGGCUGGGCCUGUUCAGAAGGAAGAGGUGGUGGCGUCCUUGAACCAGCCUCCCCCAAACGCCCUGCUUCAGCGGGUAGAAGGAACUCGGGUCCCGAGCGGGGAGCGGCUGUGGAGGCCUCGGACACCCCCGGCUUGGUGGGGACACAUCUCUACCAGCUGCUCCCUCAGGAGCUGGGAUGGAUUUCCAGCCAAAGACCUCCCGUCGCCUAUCUCCUGGCCGUCAGCACAGUGUCACCUCUUAGCUCAGACUCUUGAAACCCAAGUGCCUGCACAAUCCAGCUGUUCUAGGCCCAAGGGCAGCUUUUCUUCAGCACCCAGACUGAAACCCCAGGCUCUCACUGCCUUUGUUUGCCACCCUUGAACAUCAGCUGCAGGGGGGCGGGUGAAUAGUAUAUCUCAGGACCUGCUGGUUUGAAGUGGAAUUGUAAUUAGUUCCUCAUUAACCUGUUGUUAAAAUGUGAAUGUUAACCUUAGGCGCCUGCUGAAUGAACCCUGGAGCCACGGAUCCCACGAGAGGAAGGAGGGGUGUGGAGACGGUCUCCACGUUCGUGUAACCGGGCUAAGGGGGACAAAGCCUCUGAAAAACAAUAUUCUCCAUGUCCCCCCACCCCCAAAAGGAGACCUGGCUUGGGAAGGGCCCCCGCCACUGGUGAGAUCAAAAUGUUUCACUCCGGGUUUGUUUAUUUGGUUUUCACCUGAGCCUGAGAAACUAGGGGAGAUAAUAUUUAUGUGAAAAGACAAAAGAACCCGGCAAGAAUGUAUUUUAAUUUGGUUUUUAAAGAACUGCUGGCUUUUAUCUUGAGAGGGUGGGUGACCCCAGUAUUAGCCGAGAAGUCAGUAUAUAAAUAACGGGGUGGGAGGGGACGGAGCACAAUCGCUUUGGCACAAGCUGAGUCAAGUGAAAAAGAAGAAGAAAAAAUUUUCCCCGGUUAGAGAAGAGAUUCUGGCUUCAUUCUAAAUUUUGUUUUUGUCUUAAGAAGUGAAAAAACUGUCUGCUGCUUCUCUAAUUUAGGGGAAAAGCAGCUUGUCAUGACUCCCUCCAGACGGUUGUGAAGGAAAUGGUGCCCAGCUCCCAGUGGUGACGCUGGAAAGCAGACCUCCCACGACUACCAAGCAGGGUCAGCUGAAAAUCCCCACCCUGACAGCUCGGUUAUCAGAGGGAGUACAUAAAAAAAAAA
Hipposideros armiger (great roundleaf bat) is the source of this 2962-nucleotide messenger RNA. It is a transcript of the gene IL6R, whose product is annotated as interleukin 6 receptor. The record is from RefSeq and is a predicted model, not a curated record. Gene Ontology annotation, biological process: immunoglobulin mediated immune response; cytokine-mediated signaling pathway. Gene Ontology annotation, cellular component: membrane; external side of plasma membrane. Lineage: Eukaryota; Metazoa; Chordata; Mammalia; Chiroptera; Hipposideridae. The transcript has 10 exons. Gene Ontology annotation, molecular function: protein binding; cytokine receptor activity. The coding region runs from base 248 to 1657 and encodes 469 amino acids.